Aegilops tauschii subsp. strangulata is the source of this 1064-nucleotide messenger RNA. The record is from RefSeq and is a predicted model, not a curated record. Lineage: Eukaryota; Viridiplantae; Streptophyta; Magnoliopsida; Poales; Poaceae.
UCGGUCGUCUUUCCCUUUUUUGCAUCACACCAUCACACCAUUGUCACUAGUUUACCAUAUCCUAAUCCCAUGUACCCAUCACUUGCCUUAUCUCCUCGAGAUAUACUCGUAGAAAAUGAGAUCUCCCACACGAACGGCGAUCUCCGUUGCGUCAGCCGACCAGUGUUUUCGCCGGCGCGCCGGAAGCGAAGCACGUAAAGAAACCACUGCCUGCAUGCAUGUCAACUUAAGUGACUUUUGGAAAGAUGGCAUGUAGCAGCACGUCGCGGUCACCUGACAUGUACAGCCAUUCGCUCAAAUCAUACAAUUGCCUGAUCAAUUCCUACAAGAAUUUUUACACGGCACACAGAACACUUCUCCGUUCCCCGGUUGGUAUCUUGCUUGCUCAUGGGAGAGCGGGAGAAGGGAGGAGGAGAAGGCCGCCCAGCUGCAGGGCUCGUCGUCGGCAGCGGAGGGGAGGGAUCUCUCCGGCCGGUUGAGCUCGACCUCAUCGGCACGGUCGGUGCGGACUCACCUUUGCUGGUCGCACCGGCGACCCUGUCAGCGGAGGCCGAGCAGGAGCCGCGGCAGCUGUUCCGGUGCCACUACUGCCGGCGGGAUUUCUACAGCUCGCAGGCGCUCGGCGGGCACCAGAACGCGCACAAGCGUGAGCGCACGCUCGCAAGGCGCCACGCCGGCGUGCCAGCGCCGCUCGGACAGCACGGUUACGCCUUCGCCAUCCACGGCGGGCUCGGUGCGCCGGGGCCUGGCCAGCUUCCGAGCUGGUUCCGCGCAUUCAACGUCCGGAGGACGGCGGUGGCGGCGUUCGGCGAGGACGAAGGCUGGCGACGGCGGAGUGACGAAAAUGUUGGCCACUGUAGCGAUGGAGAUCAAGAGCUGCCGAACCUUGACUUGACGCUAAAGCUGUAAUCGUAGUAGACCUUUGGUACUACGUGCCCAUGGAUUAAGUGCUUAGAGUAUGUGUGUAAAUAGUUUUGUUGCAAAAAAGAUGCCAUGUGAUGAGAAUAAGCAACACAUAGUACUAGAUAAUAAUUUUAGAACAUUUGAGAGCUCUUGUGAAUAAA